AAUUCGUCGUGGAAAUUCGUUUGGGUUAGACGUGUAUCAUGUCUGAAUCUUAUAAACUUGGUGAUCUUGUGUGGGCCAAAAUGAAGGGUUUCAGCCCAUGGCCUGGCCGGGUAGCCAUCCCCACUCCUGAGUUGAAACCUCCCAAGAAGGCUACCAAUGUUCAGUGCAUUUACUUCUUUGGGACCAAUAAUUAUGCAUGGAUUGAGGAUAAUAACAUCAAACCAUACCAGGAGUAUAAGGAGCAGCUGAUCAAGUCUUGCAAAACUGCUGCCUUCAAGGAAGCUGUUAAUCAGAUUGAAGAAUAUAUUGAACAUCCUGAGAAAUUUGGUGAUCUAGAUGAUCAUGCCCGUAACCUUGAGGAGGAGUUUGACAAAUUGAAAGAUGUUAUGGAAUCUAGUGAGGAUCAGGAAGAAAAAACUGAUCCAGAAGAGAGUGUUUCUCCUGAGGUCAAAAAGAAGAGCUCCACUCCAAAGAUACGUUUGGGCAUUUCAAAGGUGAAGCCUAUAAAGCGGUCAUCGUCGGCCGGUAUUAAGGGCACGCCCCGCAAGAAGGCGAAAAGCAGCACGAGUAUGUCCCGUUCGUACACAGACUCUGACAUCAAUGACAAACCGUCUAUGCUCAACCACUCCUUCUCCAAGAAGUCGAGCCUGCUGCAUCGUCCUUCCAACAUACUGAGACCCGAUACACCACCACUCGACCUGGAGAACGUAUCGGAGACCCUCCUGGAGAAGAAUAUAAAGGCGAGCCAGAUGAAAUUCGGUUUCUUGGGGCUGGGCAUCAUGGGCGGCGGUAUCGUCAAGAAUCUUCUCAACUCUGGCCAUAAAGUGGUCGUGUGGAACAGAACUGCUGCCAAGUGUAAAGACUUCGAGAAGGCGGGUGCAACUAUAGCCGUGACUCCCUGCGAUGUCGUGGAAGAAGCGGACAUCACGUUUUCAUGUGUGGCCGACCCACAGGCUGCUAAAGAGAUGGUGUUCGGCAACUGCGGGGUGCUACACUGUCCUUCGCUAGAGUCCAAGGGCUACGUGGAAAUGACGUCUAUAGACGCGGAUACCUCGCAUGAUAUAGUCGAGGCGAUCAGCGGCAAGGGCGGCCGCUAUUUGGAAGCUCAGAUACAAGGCUCUAAAACCCAAGCCGAGGAGGGCACCCUCAUAAUAUUGGCCGCCGGUGAUCGUACACUGUUCGACGACUGUCAGUCAUGCUUCAAAGCGAUGAGCAAGAACUCCUUUUACCUUGGUAGUGACAUAGGCAACGCGUCCAAAAUGAACUCUGUCCUGCAAGUGGUCAGUGGAGUAUCGCUGGCCGCUCUAGCGGAGGGUCUAGCGCUAGCGGACCGCGCGGGGUUGAGUCAAGCGGACCUGUUGGACGUGCUCGCGUUGACACCGCUGGCAUCGCCACAUCUCAUACUCAAAGGACGCGCUAUGAUCGAGUCACUAUACUCCACUCACCAGCCGUUGACUCACAUGCAGAAAGAUUUGAAACUGGCCCUCGGACUGGGCGAUGCGUUGGAGCAAUCACUGCCUCUGACCGCCACCACGAACGAGAUAUUCAAACACGCCAAACGCCUGGGUUAUGCGAAUCACGACGUUGCCGCGGUGUAUAUAAGAGCUAGAUUCUGAUCGCGUUUGUACGCCGCCCUAGCCCUCUUGUCUCGUACUAUUGUUCGCUGUAAGAGAUAUUCUAGACAUAAGUCUUUGUUAAGUAACGAAGUUUUUUAAUUCGUAAUAAUGUAACAUUUUAUUUGCUCUCGUAAUAGAAAAGUUUCAGUUAUUGUUACAUAGUGAUUUGUGUAAAUUAAUAAUGUGUAUAACAGUUUAAAAUUACAUUAACAAUACGAAGUGGCGGGGAUGAGACAGUGACUCGAUAGUGGAAUUCCUCUGGAAGAUGAUCAAUGUACAAACUAGAUUAAAUUGCUGGAACUAGACUAAUUUUAGGUCUAGGCCUGUCAAACUGCGUUUUCAAUUGUGAAUAUAACUAAGAUAAAGAAACUUUUUAUAUUUGUAUACAGGGGUAUAAUUAACAUUUGACUGUGAAAUAACGUUAAGAUAAAGUCAAAUAGAAAUGGGAUAGUUAAAAAAAUUGUUUAGAAGAGUGUGUCAACAGAAUUGGCACCAAUACUGUAAUAUUAUUUUGACAAUAUUUUUGUCGAUAUUGUCUUUAUUCAAAUAAACUUAUUAGAAGUACUUUUGGAUAGUCCAACGUUUUUUUUUACCGACCACUCGUUCAGGACGUCUUUUGGUGAAACAUUUUGUUUGUGUGUCUACAAAAAAAUGUGUGUAGUGAAACUGUUUUUUGUUAUAUCAACGAAAUCUUACAACUAUCAGUACAUUUCAGUUACUGGCAAUAAUCAGGACAAUACUAGACAUGUAUGUUUGGAUCGAGUAUUAAUCUCUAUUCGUAUCAUUGUGCAAUACAAAUAUAAGUAAUUUUACAUCAUAUCGAAACUAUAUAAAGAAAUAAAAUGUUACAUUUUACAUUUACAAGUUUGACGUGACAAGCAAAGGGGACAGUGGUUCAUUAUAACGUAGGUAGUUUAAGUGUGACGUAAAUGGAAGAUUAUUUUUGAAUCACCGGAUCGUUUCUAAUUAUAUACAUAGUAUCUAUAAAUCAGAGGUUCUAUUAAAAAAAUAUGUAAUGUAAUUUUAAAUACUGUCAGUUUAUCAUGAAAUAGAUGUUACGCUCAUUUC
Molecule: messenger RNA, 2684 nt
Organism: Diatraea saccharalis (sugarcane borer)
Lineage: Eukaryota; Metazoa; Arthropoda; Insecta; Lepidoptera; Crambidae
Source: the annotation of a GenBank genome assembly